Messenger RNA from Mugil cephalus (flathead mullet), 583 nucleotides. It is a transcript of the gene crip1, whose product is annotated as cysteine-rich protein 1. The transcript has 5 exons. Gene Ontology annotation, molecular function: zinc ion binding. The record is from RefSeq and is a predicted model, not a curated record. Lineage: Eukaryota; Metazoa; Chordata; Actinopteri; Mugiliformes; Mugilidae. Gene Ontology annotation, biological process: intrinsic apoptotic signaling pathway in response to DNA damage; regulation of gene expression. The coding region runs from base 132 to 365 and encodes 77 amino acids.
GGAGGAGCGCACAUCUGCACUUCACAGCGAGGCGUGGUUAAGCAGAGCGGACAGGUGCGACAGUUAGUGCAGCUGCAGGAUACUUCAACAAACUUCUCUCCUUUACGCACACACACACAACAGCAGCAACAAUGCCCAAGUGCCCAAAGUGCCAGAAGGAAGUUUACUUCGCUGAGAGGGUGACAUCCCUGGGAAAGGACUGGCACAGGCCCUGCCUGAAGUGCGAGAAGUGCAACAAGACGCUGUCAGCCGGCUCACAUGCUGAGCAUGAAGGCAAGCCUUACUGUCACAACCCCUGCUACGGUGCGAUGUUUGGACCUAAAGGGUUUGGACGCGGUGGAACCGAGAGCCACACCUUUAAAUAGACGAGUAAAAAUGUUUCCCUGGAAGCUAGAUGGAGGAAGGCAGCACGCUCGGACAUCGUGUUAAAGACGAAACAGACGUCGGAGGAAAUAAUGUCGUGUGCAUAUGCUGUUGUUUUAUGGGUUUUCUGAUUUUUGUAUUUCCACAAUGUCCAAUGAAGCGCUUGAUAUUCUGUUUUUAAGGUGGACAGACUAAUUAAACACCUUGUAAAAUUGUAAAA